UUCGGCCGGCGCCGGGGCCGCGUGCACCUGGCUCUGCAGACCGACCCGCGCGCGCCGCCGGCGCUCAUGGUGGAGCUGGCCGCGUACUCCACCGGCGCGCUCGUCAGGGAGAUGUCCUCCGGCCUCGUCCGCAUCGCCCUCGAGUGCGAGAAAACGCCUGCACACAACACAGGCGGCGAGAGGCGGCGGACGGCGCUGGUGGAGGAGCCGACGUGGCGAGCGUACUGCAACGGGCGCAAGUGCGGGUACGCCGUGCGGAGGGAGUGCGGCGCGGAGGAGUGGCGGCUGCUCCGAGCCGUCGAGCCCGUCUCCGUCGGCGCUGGCGUCGUCCCGGACGGCGGCGCCGGCGAGGGGGACCUGAUGUACAUGAGGGCCAGGUUCGAGAGGGUGGUGGGAUCCAGGGACUCUGAAGCGUUCUACAUGAUAAACCCCGACGGCAACGGUGGGCCCGAGCUCAGCAUCUACCUCCUCAGAGUCUGACAAUAUCCUAUGUUUUUCAUUCCAUGGGUUAACCCUAAAAAAAGUUAUGCGUUUUUCUUUUUGCGGUAAUAAGUUAAGCGUGUAUGUUUGAUUCUUGGUUAUGUGAAACUGGCGGUCUGUUGAUGCACUGACAAUAUUCUCA
Triticum urartu is the source of this 622-nucleotide messenger RNA. Its product is annotated as protein MIZU-KUSSEI 1. Gene Ontology annotation, biological process: hydrotropism. The record is from RefSeq and is a predicted model, not a curated record. NCBI's taxonomy places the organism in Eukaryota, Viridiplantae, Streptophyta, Magnoliopsida, Poales, Poaceae.